Patella vulgata (common limpet) is the source of this 1485-nucleotide messenger RNA. Its product is annotated as tRNA dimethylallyltransferase. Bases 9 to 1403 code for a protein of 464 amino acids. The record is from RefSeq and is a predicted model, not a curated record. Gene Ontology annotation, molecular function: tRNA dimethylallyltransferase activity. The transcript is spliced from 12 exons. Gene Ontology annotation, biological process: tRNA modification. NCBI's taxonomy places the organism in Eukaryota, Metazoa, Mollusca, Gastropoda, Patellidae. Gene Ontology annotation, cellular component: mitochondrion.
UUUUCAAGAUGGCAGCCCCCUGUAAAAGAAUUCCCUUGAUUGUCAUUCUUGGAGCUACAGGCACAGGGAAGUCAAAAUUGGCAAUAGAAAUUGGCAAAGCUUUAUCCGGCGAGAUAAUUAGUGCGGAUUCUAUGCAAAUAUACAAAGGAUUGGAUAUUGUGACAAACAAGGUUACUGCAGCUGAGCAAGCUCAAUGUCCACAUCAUAUGAUAAGUUACCUCAGUCCUAUACAAUAUGCUCAUACAGUUAUUGAUUUUAGAAAUAAAGCUUUACCAAUUAUUGAUAGAUUAAUUAAAGAAGAUAAGAUACCUAUUAUAGUAGGUGGUACUAAUUAUUAUAUAGAAGCUCUACUCUGGAACUUUUUAAUUAACAAACAGGAUGUUGACAAAGCCAAGACAAGGGCCAGUAGCGAUUCAGAUAGUGACAGUGAUGAAAAAUCAAGAGAGUCCAGCAACUUGAUGGCAAGUGAUGAUAAAGAACCAAUUAGUCGCAAUAAAGGGGAAGAAGAAAUAUAUACAAACAUAGAGACCAGUCAAUUAUAUAAACUGUUAGAAGAACAAGAUCCAGAAUCCGCUAGAAAACUACAUCCACAUAACAGAAGAAAAAUUAUAAGAGCCUUAGAGGUACAUAGAGAUUAUGGAGUUAAAAUGAGUGUAAUUCAUGAUGCUCAACAUGAAGGUACUGGUGAAGAUAAACGUGGUGCCUUACGUUAUCUAGAUCCAUGCGUUAUAUGGAUCAAAUCUGAUAUCAAUGUAUUAUAUGAAAGAUUAGAUACACGGGUUGAUGCAAUGAUUGAACAAGGUUUAUUAAAAGAGCUUGAAGAUUUCCAUAAGCAGUAUAAAAAAUUAACAUUAGAAAAUAAAAGAAAAUUAGAUUUUGAAUUGGGAAUUUUCCAAACUAUUGGUUUUAAAGAAUUCCACAAUUAUUUAAUAUUAGAUGAUGAAGACAAACAGACAAAGAAAGGGAAACAACUCUUAAAAGAAGGUAUUGAUGAUUUAAAGAGAGUAACGAGACAGUAUUCACGUAGACAGAUACGAUGGAUCAACAAUCGUUUCUUGAGAAAAGCUGGUAAAAAUGUUCCUCAUGUAUAUAGGGUAGAUUCUACAGAUGUUAGUCAGUGGGAUGAAUUAGUUUAUAAACCAGCCAUACAUAUAGUCAAAUCAGCUAUACAGGGUGUAAAACCAGAUAUAGAACCAGAGCCAUAUCAAGAUAAAGAUACAACACAAUAUCAGUAUAAUACAUGUCAUAUUUGUGAUGGUAAAGUUUUUGUUGUUAAAUUUGAAUGGGAAGCUCAUUUAAAUAGUCGUAAACAUAAGGCAAUGGUAGCUAAAAGAAAGAGAGAAACUAUGGCAUCACAUCCUCUAGAUAAAAGAUAUAAGAAAACAGAGGAAGUUCAGAGUUGAUGAAGGACAGUUUUAAUAGAUUUUAUUAAACAAGGUCAAUAUGUAAUUAACAAGAAAAAUCUGAAUAUGUUCAAGAACAGUA